GUCGCUCAGAGCUGCUGACUUUUCCAUAAAAAACACCCGAGGAUUAACGACCGGGACCGGGACACCGGGACACCGGGACCGAGGGGACACCGGGACACCGGGACACCGGAACCGAGCCGCGGAGCCUCUACCUGAUUCCUUCGGCGCUGUUCACGUUGCGCCGGCGCUAUGAGCGGGGCAGCGCUCGGGAUCGAGAUCGUGCUGGUGUUCUUCCUGGCACUCUUCCUGCUGCAUCGCUAUGGAGACUUCAAGAAGCAGCAGCGCAUGGUUCUGUUCGGAACGCUGCUGGCCUGGUACCUGUGCUUCCUCAUCGUCUUCAUCUUACCUCUGGACGUCAGCACGACCAUCUACAUGCAGUGUCAGCACGACCAGAGAGAACAUGCUUCCGUCGCCACCAUCAGCCCGGCGCCGUUCAACAACAGGACUCUGAACACGUCCACCAUGCCCACUAAAAGAGCCCCAUCGCCGUGCUAUAAGCCAUGGAGCUACAUCCCUGAAGGCAUCAUGCCCGUGUUCUGGAGGGUGGUCUACUGGACGUCUCAGUGCCUCACAUGGCUGCUGCUGCCCUUCAUGCAGUCAUACGCUCGUUCUGGAGGCUUCUCCAUCACUGGUAAGAUCAAGACAGCCCUCAUCGAGAACGCCAUCUACUACGGGACGUACCUGCUGAUCUUCGGCUCUCUGCUCAUCUACGUGGCCGUUCAUCCUGAGUGGCAUCUGUCUUGGUACGAGCUCCAGACCAUCGGCAUCACGGCGGCCAACACCUGGGGUCUGUUCCUGCUGGUGCUGCUGCUGGGCUACGGCCUGGUGGAGAUACCGCGCUCCUACUGGAACGCCUCCAAACACGGACACCUGCUCAUCAAGACCUACUUCAAGGCGUCCAAGCUGAUGACGGAGAAGGCGGACGCUGAGGAGAACCUGGAGGACGUGAUGGAGGAGGUGAGGAAAGUCAGCGAGGCAAUCAAGUACAACCACCCACUGAGGAAGUACGUGGACACCAUUCUCAGGAAGUGUCCACUAGACUACCAGGAGAAGAUGGGCAGGAAUAUGGAUGACUACGAGGACUUUGAUGACAAACAGAACGUGUAUCCCACUGAGAAGAACCUGGUGAAGCUGCACAAACAGGUGAUCUACGCCGUCCAGAGACACAACAGGACUCGUGUCCAGUGGCAGAUCCUCCUGCAGGAGGCCAUCCGCCUGGAGGACGUGGCCCGGAACGAGACCAGCUCCAACCACCAGUUCGUCCACAGCUUCCCGUCGUCGGAGCCUGCCGGCUGGUUCAGCAGAUACAUCUACACCCCGACCGUAGAGUGGUACUGGGAGUGUCUGCUGAAGCGCUGGUUCUACCGGCUGUUGUCCGUGGUCCUGACCCUGUUCAGCGUGGCCGUGGUUUGGUCCGAGUGCACCUUCUUCAGCACCAGGCCCGUCCUGUCCUUGUUCGCCGUGUUCAUCCAGCUGGCCGAGCACGACUACAACUACCUGUACAUCGAGAUGGCGUGCUUCAUCACCAUCUUCUUCCUGUGCACCUGCGUUUACUCCACGGUGUUCCGGAUCCGGGUCUUCAACUACUACUACCUGGCCUCGCACCACCAGACCGACGCCUACAGCCUGCAGUUCAGCGGCAUGCUCUUCUGCCGUCUGACUCCUCCUCUCUGCCUCAAUUUCCUGGGUCUGAUCCACAUGGACUCGGCCAUCUCCCACCAGGACAAGCUGCAGACGGCGUACACCUCCAUCAUGGGAUCCAUGAGAGUCCUCUACUUUAUCGCCAACGGCUUCUACAUCUAUUACCCCAUGCUGAUCGUCAUCCUCUGUAUCGCCACCUACUUCAGUCUGGGCACGCGCUGCCUCAACCUUCUAGGCUUCCAGCAGUUCAUGGGCGACAACGAGAUGACGUCUGACCUCAUCGACGAAGGAAAAGAGCUGAUUCGAAGAGAGAGAAGAAAGCGGCAGAGGAUCGAGGAUGGAGAGAACCGACGCAGGGAGUGGAAGGAGCGCUACGGAAACCAGAGGGACGACCACUCUGCGAGGAACAGGAGCAGUCACGAGAUGAAGGAGACCACCUACUCCGACUCGGUGAACUCCAGCAGACAGGCCAAGUAUUCCCGCUCCGGGGGCCGGGCCGAGCGGGACUGCAUGGAGCUGCUGCAGGACGCCGAGCCUUUGGACUUCAACGCUGACACUCUGACGGACGACCCACUGGACCCGGACUCUGGCAGACACGCAGGAGGACGGUACCUCUCCAUGUCGUCCUCUCGGAGCCGGAUAUUUGACGACGUCUAACGCGGAGGAGAGCUCUGGCCGGGCAGCUGCAGCACCACUGUCGUCCAUCCACGAGCUCUGCUCCUCCUCCCAGCACCCACAGGAAACCCCGACAGGCCAGUGCGUCAUCUGGACGUCCCCUCCUCGUUGUUGGAGUCCAGCUGCGGGUCCGAGAAGGAUCCUCUCUGCGCUCUGCUUCCAAUGCUGAGGCAACGCAGCCGAUUGUCCUGAACCCUCUGAACGGUGGCGCCGCCACCAUGAGCAUGCUCAUGAAUGUUACUCUCCCUGUUAACGGCAGAUCGGACGAAGGUUCUGGUUUGUUUUAUUUAUAGUUUUUAUUUCACUGUUAUUGUUGACAUUGUGGAUUUAUUUAACUGUAUGAUCGGAUUAUCCUCUCUGAUAACUUGAACUGCACUUGAUCUGAAAUGUCUUGACUACUUGACCUUCAGACGUUCACCUGAAUCACAGCAUCAUUAGAAUGAAGGACUAAAACCGUGUGAUUGCCGUCGUGCUGAAGCUCCUGCUGAAGCUCGUGCUGAAGCUCGUGCUCAAGCUCCCGCUCAAGCUCCUGCUGCAGCUCCUGCUCAAGCUCCUGAUGCAGCUCCUGCUGCAGCUCCUGCUGCAGCUCCUGCUGAAGCUCGUGCUGAAGCUCCCGCUCAAGCUCCCGCUCAAGCUCCCGCUGAAGCUCCCGCUGAAGCUCCCGCUGAAGCUCGUGCUGAAGCUCGUGCUGAAGCUCCUGCCGCAGCUCCCGCCGAAGCUCCCGCCGAAGCUUGCUAUGUGGAGAACAUUAAACUGCUCACACAGAGCAGAUGUGUGGUAAAGAACCUCACCUGUGAUGUGGUGUUGUUUCAGUAUUUUCAGUUUUACCGCUUAGACUGAAUCUUUUCAGACAGGUGUUACAUUUAUUUGACCACAAAUUCUCCUUGAAACAUCUUGAUUUGGUAUUGAUCCCAGGAACAUAUAUAGCAUGCGGAUAAUGUUGUUUUAGCUGAGCAGCUUUUGUGGUUUUCACCAAUUUUAGUGUGAGAAGCCUGAAAAUGAAGCGAUGUGACAACGGGACCCUGAAUAAACUCCACUGCUCGCAGCUUCAGCUGAGCUUCAAGUCAGAACAUCUACUUCACCCAGUCAAAAAAUGUGAUGAUGAGGAGGAAACAGGACUUCUCACAUCUUCAUCAGUUUCCCACCCUGCUGUAUAUAUGUAUAAAUAUGUGUUUUUGUAGUAUAUGGGCUAAAGAAUGAUGUAGAGACUCAUGUGAGUUUGUGUUGAAGCAGAUCUGCUCCUCAGUGACCGCCUUCCUGUCCUGUCUGUGUCUCAUCACACUGGUGACUUUGUGUUUUGGUAUCUGAAUAUUUCCAGGCAGCCCAUUCCUCUCUGAGAACAUGCUGCAGACGUUUCAAAAAUAAACUUCAUCAAAGUGU
This is a messenger RNA of Cololabis saira (Pacific saury), 3675 nucleotides long. It is a transcript of the gene lmbrd2b, whose product is annotated as LMBR1 domain containing 2b. The record is from RefSeq and is a predicted model, not a curated record. Gene Ontology annotation, biological process: adrenergic receptor signaling pathway. Gene Ontology annotation, cellular component: membrane. The transcript is spliced from 18 exons. Lineage: Eukaryota; Metazoa; Chordata; Actinopteri; Beloniformes; Belonidae. The coding region runs from base 169 to 2277 and encodes 702 amino acids.